Wickerhamiella sorbophila is the source of this 768-nucleotide messenger RNA. RefSeq lists its product as hypothetical. Gene Ontology annotation, biological process: fungal-type cell wall biogenesis; (1->6)-beta-D-glucan biosynthetic process. Gene Ontology annotation, cellular component: endoplasmic reticulum membrane. The record is from RefSeq and is a predicted model, not a curated record. The transcript has a single exon. The coding region runs from base 1 to 768 and encodes 255 amino acids. Lineage: Eukaryota; Fungi; Ascomycota; Dipodascomycetes; Dipodascales; Trichomonascaceae.
AUGCGACCGUGGCUGUUGUUGAAUGUGAUUGCCAGUGCGGCGGCAUUUCAAGAUACGUCGCCGUUUAUUCUGGUGUCGAACAAUCGUCCACUAGAAGAACGUCCAUCUGGAAGCUCUCAUGAGUUCUCUGUUGACUGGAUUGAGUCUGCCAUCAUGCUCAAAGCACUAGAGUCCUGUCCCUACAAGGCGUAUGUGUUUGUGAACCAACCAGAGGUUAGCGAGCGGGAAAUCACCAAGAAAAACACCCCGUUUUUGGAGCAUAUCGUGUCCUCUUCAAAAUCCCGUGAGCUGUUUGCCACGGUCAAGGAUAGCGCCAAGUAUCAGGGCUUGGCCGAGGGCUGGGUUCGUGAGUAUUGCGAUGUUACGCACAUCGAAGUGGAUCCUGAAACAGGCAUGUAUGAACACUAUGUUGAUGCUGGUGCGCGGAUUGUCACGCUGGAUUUCCCCGACGCCGACGAUCUGACCAAGAACGACGAGGUCCUGAAGAGAGCGGUGUCUGGCCUAGCGUCCGGAGACUUUUUCCUUUCAUAUCGCACUACCCCAAAGAUUAAAGAUGUGUCCAUCGACAAGCCGGAGUCAAAGGGUCCCAUUGAGGAGAAAAAGUACCAGUCUUUGUUCCAAAACUACACGUACUUUUCCCCUGCCAUUUUCAUGGGUACGAUUGUCGCGGGCCUUGUCGUUAGCGUUUUGUUUUUGGCUUUGAACGCAGUCAAUUCAUUGGCAAUCACCCCGAAAGCUUUUGAAAAGCCUCCCUCGAGUAAAAACUGA